CUCAUUUGCUUUUAUAUCUUUUAGAUUCAAUUGGCUUCCCACAAAGGCCAAUUCUGUAUAUAAGGAAAUAGAUAACUUCAUUGCUCAACUAUCUCCACCCUGCAUCUUUCAAAGUUGCAAUUUGCAAGUCCCACUAAGUCUACUACUAGUACCUACCACUCAAAUCAACUUCAUUACUCACCUUGCUCAUAAGCACCACUUCAUGGCUUCUACAGAUAUUGAGUACAAAUCAUCUUCAACACCACCUCCUCCGGCUGGAGUGGAUUAUUUCAAAGUUCAUGUGAUCCUCAGAUUCCUGUUGUUGGCCGCAUCAGUGGUGGCACUUGGAGUGAUUGUCUCCAGUGAUCAAACAGAGCUAGUCCUCUUCCAAGGUACGCUUGUACCUCAGCCAGCCAAGUUCCAGCACUCACCAGCUUUUGUAUAUUUUGUGGCUGCAUUCAGUGUCUCUGGCCUUUAUGCCCUCGUUUCUGCUCUAGCCUCUAUCGCUGUAAUCCAGCAGCCAGAAUUCAAACUGAAGUUCCUCCUCAACUUUAUCUUCUGGGAUACACUAAUACUGGGGAUAAUAGCCUCAGCAACAGGAGCAGCAGGAACUGUGGCAUAUAUUGGUUUAAAGGGAAACAGUCAUGUGGGUUGGAUAAAAGUUUGCAAUGUCUACGACAAGUUCUGUAGGCAUCUUGCUGGAUCCAUAGCUGUGGCUUUGUUUGGCAGCAUUAUCACUGUUCUGCUCAUCUGGCUUUCAGCUUUCACCAUUUACAGCCGAGUCCCCAAGUAGAAGGAAGGAAUACGAGCCAUUCAGCAUAUACAUAUUCACUAAAUCAGUGUGUCGAGUUAAUAUUCAUAGUUUGGUGUGAAUACCCUUUUGGUCUUUGUGAGUGUUUCUUCUAAGGUGGUGACCAUAUGUGAAAAUGAAUGAUAGUAACACAUUCUUUUCACAUAUUCUUUGUCAUUGAAUGAAAUUCAUGUGAGUCUUGCUAUAUGAUGCAGGUAGACUCCAUAUUCACCAAGUUUCAUAUAAAUUACAUCUAGGAAUAAUGUACAUAUUGAAAAGUUGUGUCAAGUAAUCCGCAUCUAGCAUUUCUCACGUUUGUGAAGUGUAAA
Molecule: messenger RNA, 1098 nt
Organism: Vigna angularis (adzuki bean)
Lineage: Eukaryota; Viridiplantae; Streptophyta; Magnoliopsida; Fabales; Fabaceae
Product: CASP-like protein 1D1
Exons: 3
Coding region: 203-772 (189 amino acids)
Source: RefSeq, a predicted model, not a curated record